CCUGACAAGCUUCUUUGUACUGGUGUCAGUAACAAGGCUUUUUACCAUGGACAAUUCUGCUCCAGCUGCAGGUAUAUAUAAAAAUGGGAAUGACAAGAAGAAAUUUAAAGGAGACAAAUCACCAUGCUCCCCUUCACGUGUCCUUCAUCUUCGUAAAAUUCCAAGUGAUGUUACUGAAGCAGAAGUCAUUUCAUUAGGCCUCCCUUUCGGCAAAGUAACCAACCUCUUGAUCCUAAAAGGAAAAAGUCAGGCAUUUUUGGAAAUGGCUUCUGAAGAAGCUGCUGUUACUAUGGUGAACUACUAUACUCCUGCUACACCUCACCUCCGUAGUCAACCUGUUUAUAUUCAGUAUUCUAAUCACAGAGAACUUAAGACUGACAAUCUACCUAAUCAGGCUAGAGCCCGAGCUGCAUUGCAAGCUGCGAAUGCUAUGCAGUCUGGAAGCCUGGCUGUUACAAGUGCUCUUGAAGGUGGAUUCCUUCCAGGUCAAGGUUCUGUUCUUCGAAUCAUUGUUGAAAAUCUUUUCUACCCUGUCACUUUAGAAGUGCUGUAUCAGAUUUUCUCUAAAUUUGGAUGUGUCUUGAAGAUUAUCACCUUCACUAGGAACAAUCAAUUCCAAGCUUUGGUCCAGUAUGCUGAUCCGGUUAAUGCAUAUUCUGCCAAAAUGGGUCUGGAUGGCCAAAGUAUCUACACUUUGUGCUGCACUCUGCAUAUUGAUUUUUCCAAGUUAACUAACCUUAACGUAAAGUACAACAAUGACAAAAGCAGAGAUUUCACUCGCCUUGACCUUCCUUUUGGUGAGGGCCAGCCACCCCUGGAGCCAUCCAUAGCAGCUACCUUUGGCACCCAAAAUGUCAUCUUCCCAUCAUAUGCAGGGGCUGCAGGGUUUGCCCCAGUCAUGGGCUUUGCUGAAGGUGCUGGUCUCUUGGUUCCACCUGUUCCUGGAGCACCUAGUUCUCUUGCAGUCCCCGCAUCUGCAGCGCCUGGACAGAUAACUGUUCCUGGUGUUUCUGGUGUUCCAGGAAAUUCUGUUUUACUGGUCAGCAACCUCAACCCUGAAGCUAUCACACCACACGGACUUUUCAUCCUGUUUGGUGUGUAUGGUGAUGUGCAUCGUGUGAAGAUCAUGUUUAAGAAAAAGGAAAAUGCUUUGGUUCAGAUGGCAGAUGCAACCCAGGCUCAAUUAGCUAUCAGCAACUUGAAUGGACAGAGGCUUUAUGGAAGGGUCCUCCGUGCUACUCUUUCAAAACAUCAGACAGUUCAACUUCCUCGUGAGGGACAAGAGGGCCAAGGUCUGACAAAGGACUAUAGCAAUAGCCCUUUACAUCGCUUUAAGAAGCCUGGCUCUAAGAAUUUCCAAAAUAUCUUUCCUCCAUCUGCCACCCUGCAUCUCUCCAACAUCCCGCCUUCUGUUAGUGUUGAUGAUCUGAAGAAACUUUUUGCAAGUACUGGAUCUACUGUGAAAGCCUUCAGAUUCUUCCAGACAGAUUGCAAAAUGGCUCUUAUCCAGCUGGGCUCUGUGGAAGAAGGGGUUCACGCUCUCAUUAUGCUUCACAAUCAUGACCUUGGAGAAAACCAUCACCUCCGAGUUUCCUUCUCAAAAUCUACAAUCUGA
Nipponia nippon (crested ibis) is the source of this 1615-nucleotide messenger RNA. NCBI's taxonomy places the organism in Eukaryota, Metazoa, Chordata, Aves, Pelecaniformes, Threskiornithidae. The record is from RefSeq and is a predicted model, not a curated record.